Messenger RNA from Closterium sp. Naga37s-1, 477 nucleotides. The record is from the annotation of a GenBank genome assembly. Lineage: Eukaryota; Viridiplantae; Streptophyta; Zygnematophyceae; Desmidiales; Closteriaceae.
AUGGCUGAACAAUUCGUAAAACGCGCCUCACACAAAGCAAUGAGGCGCGCCGUCACGGUGACCCCGAAAAGCACUGCGGUGGACGACCCGCCGCAUUCCCGCCAAAUCCUCCUCCCACCCACAUCACUAUGUGCUGUUUUAGGUUUGAAUUUAAGAAAGCCGACUCACGUGGAUUUCUUUAAGCAACGAGUAACAGCUGCUAGCGGCAAGCAGACGGACUGGAAGGCCGCGGAGGAGCCGGGCAGUGAGGUGCAGAACGACGUCAUCGUCACACCAACCCACGAACAGGCGGAGCAGGCAGAGCGCGCCCUGCAGCUGUUUGACAUGGACAUGGCGUUCGGCCCCUGCACUGGCCUCUCCCGCUUGGAGCGCUGGCAGCGCGCUAACCGGUUAGGGCUCAACCCUCCCCCCCACGUGCGGGCACUGCUGGAAUCUGCCUCAUGCCGUGAAGACAGCGUGUGGGAGGGCAGGGUGUGA